AUGUUGAAAAUAGAUUCUGUCUAUACUAGAGUAUAUCAGACGGCCCUCCUAAUGUUCAAGUCAAUGAUCAAUGUCGGAUCUGAUGAUCUAUAUUAUCAUCAUAGCAGUUAUUUAAUCUUACUUCAAAAUAGGCACAGCUCUGAUGUUAUUAUUUGUGCUAGUGAAGGGCAAAAUAUAAGAGAGUUUUGA
Molecule: messenger RNA, 189 nt
Organism: Dentiscutata erythropus
Lineage: Eukaryota; Fungi; Glomeromycota; Glomeromycetes; Diversisporales; Gigasporaceae
Source: the annotation of a GenBank genome assembly